AUGGAGUUCAUCGACCAGAAAGCCCUAGCGGCGUUUCCUGGGCCUUUGAUCCCCCAUCUUUGGUCGGUGUUCAAGGGGAAACAAUCCUACGAACUGCUCAGGCUCCACGGCAAAUACGGCCAUGUCGUUCGUUACGGACCAAACGAACUCAGUUUCAAUUCAGCCCGGGCUUGGAAAGACAUUUACGAGUCCCGCGCAGGCCACCAACCCUUCCUCAAAGGCACCUGGUAUGAUGGUCUGAGCAUCUACGCCGCCCAAGACGUACGCUCGAUUAUCACCGAGCGCGACCACGCAAAACACGCCGCAAUGAGUCGGCUUUACGGCGGCGCCUUCUCACGCUCCUUCCUGAACGAGAUGGAGCCCAUGAUCAUCGACUAUAUCGACCGCUUCGUCGAACACGUCCGCUCCAAGACGGCCGACGGCGGCGUCGUGGACCUGACUUUCGGCUACAGCUCCAUGACGUUUGACAUCAUCGGCGACCUGGCCUUUGGGCAAGACUUUGGCGCCAUCGGGAUGGAAACACCCCACAAAUUCAUCCUCCAACUCAACGAGUCCUUGGGGUUCACCAGCCUCCAUGAGGCGAUCAAGCGCUUCCCACCUUUGGGACCCAUCGCGCGCGUCCUCUUCCGGGGCAAAGUCGCCAGACUCGAAGAGAUCGCGCGGACGGGCGGGGACUUCGCCCUUGAGGUCAUGAGGAAGCGCGUCGCGGAGCAGGACACGACGACGCGCAAGGACUUCCUGACCAGGGUGCUGGCACAGCGCGCCAGCACAAAGGUGGACAUCUCGGAGAUCCAGCUGGCCGCGCAGUCGUGGGACUUUAUCGGCGCGGGCACCGAGACGACAGCGGCGGUGCUGACGUCGACGACGUACUACCUGCUGCGGGACAAGCAGCUCCUCGACCAGGUCACGGCCGAGGUGCGCGCGGCUUUCCCCAACGCCGCCGCGAUCACAAAUGCGGCCACCGAGAAGCUGGAGCUCCUCCAUCGCGUCUGCCUCGAGGGCUUGCGCCUCCCGACGGGGGCGCCGCCUAUCCUGCCGCGUCUGGUGCCCCGAGGCGGCGACACGGUCGACGGACAUUUCAUCCCGGGAGGCACCCCGGUGACCAUCGCCCCGAUGGUCGCGGCGCUCGACCCGGCUAACUUCAAGGACCCGCUGGCAUUCAAGCCAGAGCGGUGGCUGGGCAAGGGCGGGGAUAUCUUGGAUGCGAGCCAGCCCUUUUCACUCGGUUCCCGCGGAUGUGCAGGAAAGGCCGUCGCGAUGAUGGAAUUGCGUGUGGGGUUAGCCAAGAUGCUCUACACGUUUGACCUGGAAAUGGAGGACCCUGACUUGGACUGGAUUGGGAAGGAUUUCGACAACCUGCCGCAGUACGCUUUGUGGGUCAGGCCCAAGCUGAAUGUCAAGGCCCGGCUGGCCGGUCAAUGA
Diaporthe citri is the source of this 1422-nucleotide messenger RNA. RefSeq lists its product as uncharacterized. The transcript is spliced from 5 exons. Gene Ontology annotation, molecular function: oxidoreductase activity, acting on paired donors, with incorporation or reduction of molecular oxygen; monooxygenase activity; iron ion binding. The record is from RefSeq and is a predicted model, not a curated record. Bases 1 to 1422 code for a protein of 473 amino acids. Lineage: Eukaryota; Fungi; Ascomycota; Sordariomycetes; Diaporthales; Diaporthaceae.